UAGUUAAAAGAUAAAUACAUGGAGUAUUUAUUUACCAUUUACCAUUUGAGAGAGUUUCUCGGGUAGAGAAACUUGAAUUUUUUCAAAGAUUAGCAAUACAAAUGAUUCAUUAAUGGUUAAAAAAAAAUACAAAAUGAUGAUUGAUUAAUGUGAAAAUCAUACAGCAAACGUGGUGGCCGGAGCACCAUAGCACCAAUGCACCAUAGUUAGAAUACUACGUAGUCUAACAAUCUUUUCUCCUGCCAAAACCCAACUCAAAUCAAAUCCCAUUUUCUCUAGCUUUGUUGCUAAUCUGGGUUUUAUCUACCAAAUUAUCAAAAAUGAGGAUUCUUCAAUUUAUGAAGAGAAAUCUCAACCCUGUUUUUCACAUUACAAGAAACAAUUUUGAACCAAAAAUUGAAGAAUUUGGUCUAAGAUUUCUUCACAAAAGAGGGGUUUCCGCAUUAUCAUCAAGUAAAUUUAAGGAAGAUGACUCCAUUUUGCCAGUUUUGAUUGUGGGUGCUGGUCCUGUUGGUUUAUCUCUAUCUAUACUCCUCACCAAAUUAGGUGUCAGAUGUGCAGUCUUAGAGAAGAACACAGCUUUUUCUAGACAUCCUCAAGCUCAUUUUAUCAACAACAGAUCCAUGGAGGUCUUCCGCAAGCUGGAUUGUCUAGCUGAGGAGAUCCAGCAGUUUCAACCACCUGUAGAUUUGUGGAGAAAAUUCAUUUAUUGUACAUCACUAUCUGGUUCUGUCCUUGGUUCAGUUGAUCAUAUGCAACCUCAAGAUUUGGAGCGAGUUGCUAGCCCAGUUUCCGUUGCUCAUUUUUCUCAAUACAAGCUAAUCAGGUUACUGCUGAAGAAACUAGAAAAUCUUGACUUUAAAAUUCAUGAAGGCGAUAGAGAUAUUAAAGAGAGGAAGAUUUUGAUGGGCCACGAAUGCUUGUCCUUUGCUGUGACUGAUAAUUGUGUUAAUGUUACUUCUUCUUUUCACAAGGAUGGACGGACAUUAAAGAAAGAUAUCCAGUGUGGUUUUCUUAUUGGAACAGAUGGUGCGGGAAGUACAGUGAGGAAGCUUGCUGGAAUAGAGAUGGAAGGUGAAAGAGACUUGCAAAAGUUGGUGAGUGUGCAUUUUACAAGCCAAGCCCUGGGAAGAUAUCUACUCAAGGAAAGACCAGGCAUGCUUUUCUUUAUAUUCAACACUGAAGCAAUUGGAGUUCUUGUUGCUCAUGAUCUUCAGCAAGGGGAAUUUGUAUUGCAGGUACCAUAUUAUCCUCCACAGCAGAAUCUUGAAGAUUUUAGUCCCAAGAUGUGUGAGGAUUUAAUUUUUAAAUUGGUCGGUCAUGAGCUUGAAGAUAUAGCUGUAAUCGAUAUUAAGCCUUGGGUAAUGCAUGCUGAAGUUGCUGAGAAGUUCGACUUUAAUAACCAAGUCUUUCUAGCUGGUGAUGCUGCUCAUCGUUUUCCUCCAGCUGGUGGUUUUGGCAUGAAUACUGGGAUUCAGGAUGCUCAAAAUCUUGCUUGGAAGCUGGCAGCAGUUGUCAAUGGUAUUUCCCCAACCACACUUCUCAGCACAUAUGAAACAGAACGGAGGCCGAUAGCCAAAUUCAACACUGCACUCAGUGUUCAGAACUUUAGAGCAGCCAUGGAAGUCCCUGCUGCCCUUGGACUUGACCCUACUGUUGCAAACUCAGUUCAUCGUGUAAUUAAUGAUGGCCUCGGCUCAAUUCUACCAUCUGGAGCUCAGAGAGUGAUUUUGGAUGGGCUAUUCAGUAUAGGCCGAGCACAACUUUCACAAGCCAUUUUGAAUGAUAAAAACCCAGUUGGCCUGUCAAGGCUGGCCAGAUUAAAGCGUAUUUUCGAAGAAGGAAAGAGCCUUCAACUCCAGUUUCCUGCCGAGGAUCUUGGUUACAGAUACAAGGAGGGUGCUCUUGUAUUGGAUAAAAAUGUCAUACAUGAUGCUGAAAAUGUCCCCACUGGUCGUCGAAGGGAUUAUGUUCCAUCAUCAGAGCCAGGCUCACGGCUUCCCCAUAUGGAAGUGAAAUCAUUAUCAAGUGUUUCUGAUGAGGAUAACUUCUCUACAUUGGACCUUGUAUCGGGAGAUAAAGUCGAAUUUGUUCUCAUAAUAGCACCAGUGGAGUCUUCCUACAAUCUUGCUCAUGCAACACUGAAGGUAGCUGAUAAACUCAAAGUUCUUGUCAAGGUAUGCGUGAUAUGGCCAUACAACCGUGCCAAUAAUGCCGCACCAUGCUCAGUGGGGAAUUACAUUAACAUUGUAGAAGUGAAAAAGUCCCCAAACUUGCCAUCCUGGUGGGAUUUGUGUGGGAUGAAUGAUAGAGGAGCCAUUCUUGUCAGGCCAGAUGAGCAUAUUGCUUGGCGCGCAAUGUCAGAGAUCCGUUACCCCAGUUAUGAAAUGGACAAGGUUUUUUCUGUUGUUUUGGGACAUGCUUAUAAGAAGCCUGAAAAUAUUUUUGAUGCACAGGUAGAUUAAAGUCAUUUAACAAUGUUAGGGACAUUGUUAUAAAAGAUUUGAUAAUAAGAUUACGAAAGUUGGUAUUGUCAACAUAUCGUACAUUCCCAUACCCCAAAACCCCCGUGCCAGUGUGCUAAACUUGAUCGCAUUUCUGAAAAUGUUGUUGCUGCACUGGCUGUUUAAACAAUGUAUUAUCAUAGAAAAUACGAAGUAUUGUUUAUGAACCAGGUUGUUCCAAGGGCGAUUCUAAUUUGGACUAGUAUUUGCUAAUA
Messenger RNA from Chenopodium quinoa (quinoa), 2719 nucleotides. RefSeq names its product 2,4-dichlorophenol 6-monooxygenase-like. The record is from RefSeq and is a predicted model, not a curated record. Gene Ontology annotation, molecular function: FAD binding. The coding region runs from base 321 to 2465 and encodes 714 amino acids. NCBI's taxonomy places the organism in Eukaryota, Viridiplantae, Streptophyta, Magnoliopsida, Caryophyllales, Amaranthaceae. The transcript has 11 exons.